This is a messenger RNA of Drosophila miranda, 888 nucleotides long. RefSeq lists its product as uncharacterized. The record is from RefSeq and is a predicted model, not a curated record. NCBI's taxonomy places the organism in Eukaryota, Metazoa, Arthropoda, Insecta, Diptera, Drosophilidae. Bases 229 to 693 code for a protein of 154 amino acids. The transcript has 3 exons.
AGCCAAAGCUUAAACUCUCGAAACCUCCGCAUACCCGACAUUACUAUAAGUAGUGGUGUGAGAGGUCCGCUGGUCUCAAUUUGUUUUUAACUUUCGCUGCAAACGGACAAAUGUUUUGUUGAUUUCCAGUGUUACUACUCUUAAUCCAAUUGUUGUUAUGGUCGAUUUGAUUUGCGGCUGCUAAUAUCAAAACGCGAUUUCAGUUUUAGAAACUUCUAGUUUGCCAGAAUGAAUGCCCAUCUUACACUUAUUUUGGCUCUUGCCAUAACAACUAUUAUGGUCCCUUUUAUUGCUGGGGCUGACCAAAAAGUGGCAUCAGAUGAGACAAAUAGUGAUGGUGAAAUACGAAUUUACAAACGCCUUAUUCCGGCUGAUGUGCUCAGAGACUUUCCGGGAAUGUGCUUUGCUUCUACACGUUGCGCUACGGUUGAACCUGGGAAAUCAUGGGACUUGACUCCAUUCUGCGGUCGUUCAACUUGUGUACAAAAUGAAGACAAUAAGGCAAAACUUCUUGAACUUGUUGAGGAUUGCGGGCCGCUGCCACUGGCAAAUGACAAGUGUAAAUUGGACACAUCAAAGACCAACAAAACCGCGUCUUUUCCUUAUUGCUGUCCUAUCUUUACAUGUGAGCCGGGCAUUACGCUGGAAUACCCUGAUAUUGAAAAGGAGGAUGGCAAAAAGAGUGAUAUAUGAAUUUGGGCUUCCACUAUUAACUGAGAUAUACCUGAUAUUCCGACUAUUUAAAUAUAUGUGUGUUUGUUUGGGUCAGAUAAAUCGAAACAAUUUAAAGAGAAAGCGAUUGUCAAAUCGAUUUUAUAAGGAAAGUUCUAUUAGAAAUAAAGUUAAAGGGCAAAUAAUAGUUGUCCUACUGCAAGUGUUUAAAAUUAA